GUGAAAGAUUCUGUCGAGAAAAACGCAUACUGUGCCUUUAAAAUGAUGACGCGCUCAAAUCGCCGGUCCAGAGAAACAGGAAGUUGCUUGCCAGCGUUGUGCAGAGUUUUCCAAUACAGUGUUUGUGGAAAGACAGGAAGAUGUGCACGCACAACACUUCAGGAUGGGGUUUUCUUUCAUUUAAAGAUGGUCUUGUCUGUCUGCAGAUGUGAUCAUAAAUUUGGGGUUGCCAGUGCGCUGAGGUUCUGGAUUUUGUAAGGUGUUUUACCCUUAGGCCGGACUGACUUAGCUUGCUAGUUUCCAUAUGUAUAGGUUCAUUAUGAUGUGCCAGAUCUAAUCCAGACUGUAACGUUGUACUCAAAUAUUGGUGCUUUUUAUUGAUAUUAAUUUUCAAGGAUCACAGUAAGUCCAUCUUGAGUCCUAAAGGUCAAGUGCUUUUUGUGUCAGACGCACAACCAAUGUUUUUUUUUUAUUUAACUUAGGGUGGCUUUGAGGUGCCCUUCCUUAAAUUUAUUUCUGUAUAUAACUUGGUAAUAGCGCAACACUGAUAAUGUCCAGACAAACAGUAAUAAGUGCAGCUGUUGUCACCCUGCUGGGCACUACUUUGGGUGGCCUGGUGAUAUGGAAAGCAGUGAAAAGCUGGAGACAGAAAAUCUCCAAAAGGAACCAGAAUGGAGAGCUAGGGAAAGUGAGGAAGAGGGAGCAGCAGCAGGAGGAGUUGGAGGGUGUGGUGGCGAGCGAGCAUUCUCAUUGGCCCAUGCUUCCCCUGCCUGAGCAGCUGCUGAAGGUGGAACCAGCCCUGGUGUCCCGCCCUGACGACUGGGAGGAGGUGUGGCCAGCUGUGCAGAGGGAGCUGGGAGUCUACCCAGUACUGGGCAUCGACUGCGACUGGAUGUCGGUGAAAAGGAAAGCUGGCCCUGUGGUUCUCCUACAAAUGUCCACAUUUAGUGGUCUCUGUGUUGCCAUUCGUCUGCUGAAAUUCCAAGGGGAUGGGCAGACCAUCCCUCGCAGCCUGCUGGACAUCUUGCAGGAUGACUCCAUUCUGAAAGCUGGAGUUGGCUGUUACGAAGAUGCCUGCAAGCUGAUGCGAGACUAUGGAAUCACAGUAAACUGCACUGUGGAUCUCCGGUACCUGGCCAUGAGGCAGAGAAGAACCCUCAUCCAUAAUGGCCUGAGCCUGAAGUCAUUGGCGCAAGACAUCCUGAACCUCUCCCUUGACAAGUCCUUGCAGCUGAGAUGUAGCAACUGGGAAGCUGAGGAACUUUCCCAGGAGCAGGUAACGUAUGCGGGCAGAGAUGCCCAGGUAUCUGUUGCUUUAUUCUUUCACCUGCUGGGACUUGUUUCCAUGACAACUCCAGAAGGCACAGCUCCGGAAAGUGUGUGCAAACAGCUGCUGGCCAAGUGUCAGGGGCUGGUGGAUGUGCCAUUCAAAGAGAGAGGAGGAGGAGGAAAGGAGGAGGAGCAGGAGCAUGGGGGCGCAUUGGUCAGUGGAGACAAGAAACUCUGGAACAGGAGGACAGGGUCGGACAGCAGAGCUCCUGCGGACGGGCAGGUGGUGGACCCCUGCAAACACAAGCACAAGCGUCUGGGAGUUGGUUAUUCAGCCAGGAAGUCUCCGCUAUACGAUAACUGCUUUCUGCAUGCCCCGGAUGGGCAGCCCCUGUGUACCUGUGACAAGAAGAAGGCCAAGUGGUACCUGGAUAAGGGAAUAGGAGAGUUGCUGAGCGAGGAUCCGUUCAUUGUAAAGUUAAAGUUUGAGCCAUCAGGCAGACCAGAGUCCCAGCAGGAUUAUUACCUCACUGCCAAGGAGAACAUCUGUGUGGUGUGUGGAAGGACCGAGUCUUACAUCAGAAAGAACAUUGUCCCUCACGAAUACCGACGGCACUUCCCGAUCCAGAUGAAGGACCACAACUCCCACGAUGUGCUGCUCCUGUGCACUUCCUGCCACGCAGCCUCCAAUUACCAUGACAACCUGCUGAAGCAGCGGCUGUCGGAGGAGCACUGCGCCCCCCUGGGGUGCGAGGAGGGAGUGCGGCCACUUGAGGACUCUGACCGGCGGCAGGUCCGCUCUGGGGCGCGAGCCCUGCUCAAAGCAGACAGCCUGCCAGAGAGCCGCAGGGAGGAGCUGCUGGGGACCCUGCGCACAUUCUACAGCCUGGACAAGAUCACACCAGCCUUGCUGCAGGAGGCAGCCGGGCUGGAGACCAGGAUCUUCAGUGAGAGCUAUAUCCCUCACGGUCUGAAGGUGGUCCAAGCCCAUGCUAAGGGUGGUCUGCGCGGCCUGAUGGAACUGGAGAAACGUUGGCGGCAGCACUUCCUGACCUCCAUGCAGCCAUGCCACAUCCCCCCGCUGUGGUCCGUCGAGCACAACCACAGCAAACUGCUACGCAAAUACGGGGAGGAUCUUGAGAUCCAGCUCAACUGAGAAUCGCAAGCACAGUCGGACGGACUGGGAGGAGGGUUCAGCCACAGCGGACGGAUCCAUAUGAACACUGCUGCUUUUUGCUUCCCUGUCCUAAUUGUUGUUUUUUUUUGUUUUUUUUGUUUUUUUAAUGCGUUUAGUCAUUC
This is a messenger RNA of Polyodon spathula (Mississippi paddlefish), 2568 nucleotides long. Its product is annotated as exonuclease 3'-5' domain-containing protein 2-like. Lineage: Eukaryota; Metazoa; Chordata; Actinopteri; Acipenseriformes; Polyodontidae. Gene Ontology annotation, molecular function: nucleic acid binding; 3'-5' exonuclease activity. The record is from RefSeq and is a predicted model, not a curated record. The coding region runs from base 551 to 2425 and encodes 624 amino acids. Gene Ontology annotation, cellular component: cytoplasm; nucleus. Gene Ontology annotation, biological process: nucleobase-containing compound metabolic process. The transcript has 9 exons.